Thlaspi arvense is the source of this 474-nucleotide messenger RNA. The record is from the annotation of a GenBank genome assembly. Lineage: Eukaryota; Viridiplantae; Streptophyta; Magnoliopsida; Brassicales; Brassicaceae.
AUGGAUACUUCUGUGAUGCAGACGACUCUUUCUGCGGAAGAAGACGAUGAGUGGGGUAAUCUUGUUGAUUCGAUCGUUUGGUUGUUAUUUCUGUUGCCAGAUACUGAUGGGUUUGUGAUUCCAAGCUUGGAGGUUGAAGAACAGAAGAAGGUUAAUGAUUCAGAAGUUCAUACAUCAAAACCUUCUUCCCCUAAGAUUAAAGCUGAAGAAAACAUCUACUUAGGACCACAUGGAGCUCCUCCCUCGCAGCUACAAGAUGGUGGUAACACAUCGAGCCGCAAGCAGCGGUUUAAGCAGAAGCUCAAGGAAGCAGACCAGAAAAUGAACGUGUCUGGUCGAGAAAACAAAGUGGCCAACUUAAGAGAGCUUGUAGGCGGCUUAGAGAGAGGAUCUAACAUCUCAAAGGGUGUUUCAAGAGACUGGCUUGACCCUCAUUGCCAUGAGUCUCAGUUCGAGAAACGACAUCAUCUUUAA